Molecule: messenger RNA, 1359 nt
Organism: Actinia tenebrosa (Australian red waratah sea anemone)
Lineage: Eukaryota; Metazoa; Cnidaria; Anthozoa; Actiniaria; Actiniidae
Biological process (GO): regulation of apoptotic process
Cellular component (GO): nucleus
Molecular function (GO): protein binding
Source: RefSeq, a predicted model, not a curated record
AUCAACAAGAUGACCAGAUUUGAAAACAGCAAACGAAAAUGUUAAAUUUCUUUGUACGAACUCUAAGAUUUUUUUAUUAUUUAUAAUGCAUAUGGUUUUAGAGAUUGCUUGAUUUAGUUUCUGAUCAGCUGUUUGAUAAAAAAUGUAAAUAGAAGAUGGGCAUCAAGACAUCUUAAUGAUGGGAGAGCCCCCUGAUAAACCCUCUCCCCCAGUUGUUGGUAAAGUUGCUCAUGAUAUCGUUGAAUUACACUGGGACCAAGAUGUUACUAUUGAAAGUGAAAAUAGUCAGGGAGGAAGACGACGAUACUGCAUCCAGGAACAAGAGGAAAGACAACGCAAGGAAUUUGGAAAUGUGUACAAUGGUUUCUCAAGAAGCCAUGUUUUCAGAGGACUAGAACCAAAUAACACCUAUCAAUAUCGUGUGCGUGUGUCCAAUGAUUUUGGGGACAGUCCCUGGAGCUCUGUUAUAACUGUAACUACAACAAAAGUACCAUUAAUAGGUAGAGACAUCCACAGGGCUAUUCUCAAUUGGGAAAUUGAUAAGCUUGAAGCUUUCUUAAAUGAAAGUGAGGAUUCCCUCGUCAAUGUUGUUGAUGAUCUUGGGAUGUCGCCUCUUAUGAUUGCAUCACAGAAAGGGUAUUCCAGUAUUGUAGAGACUUUGGUGGAGCAUGGUGCACAAGUGAAUUAUAGCAAUGCUAGUGGAAAGACAAGUAUGAUGUUAGCCUGUUUUGGAGGUCAUCUAUCUGUAGCAUCCUACCUCAAGGACCAUGGAGCUCUUCUAGACCCAAAAGACCAUGGAGGUUCAAAUGCUUUACACUGGGCAAUUGAUGGUGACAAGGAAGAUAUUGUGAAAUGGAUUCUGGAAUGUGGGGCUAAUGUUGAUGAACUGGAUGAUUCAAGUUGGUCACCCCUCAUGAGACUUGCUAAUCUUGGAGGAUCAGCAGCAGUUGCCAAGGUACUUAUUGAAGGAGGAGCCCAAAUAGACAGACCAGACAAGACGGGCACCACACCCCUGAUGGCAGCAGCUGUCAAUGGUAACAUAGAAGUAUGUAAACUGUUGGUGGAAAAGGGAGCAGGUUUGACCUUAACCAACAAGUACGGACGGACACCUCUUGAGUUUGCAGAAUCCUUUGACAGAAAGGAUGUCGUCCAGUUUUUGAAAAAUACAUUAGAAGGAAAACUGCCGACUACUGAAGACUGACCCUUUGCUUCAAAGGCUCAGCACCAGCGCCAACAAGACGUUUUGUCUGAUGAAGGGUGAAGGGUCACUAUUUGUACAAAAUGAAAAUUCAAGGUUGUUAUUAAGAUUUCCGUGCAUCGUUGCAUUUCGGAUAUAUUAAAAGAAAAUAUUAUUUACUA